Euleptes europaea (tarantolino) is the source of this 2564-nucleotide messenger RNA. It is a transcript of the gene SMPD4, whose product is annotated as sphingomyelin phosphodiesterase 4. Lineage: Eukaryota; Metazoa; Chordata; Lepidosauria; Squamata; Sphaerodactylidae. The transcript is spliced from 19 exons. The record is from RefSeq and is a predicted model, not a curated record. The coding region runs from base 48 to 2564 and encodes 838 amino acids. Gene Ontology annotation, biological process: ceramide biosynthetic process; sphingomyelin catabolic process; glycerophospholipid catabolic process. Gene Ontology annotation, molecular function: sphingomyelin phosphodiesterase D activity.
UCCCUACGCCGCGGGGUCCGGCGCGAGGCCCCGCGCUCUCCGCUGCCAUGACGUCGCCGUUUGGCCGUUGCCGGAACGUUGAGGCGGCCUCUGCCCACCUGCCGCCUCCCAGUUACCUCCUGGCCAGCUUGAAGGCGGAUUGCUUGAACAAGCCCUUUGAGCAGCGAUGCGACGAUCUGGCCGCCGUCAUCGAAGAGUUCCCCGCGAAGGAACUGCAUGCCAUCUUCCCCUGGUUGGUGGAGAACAUCUUUGGCAGCUUGGAUGGCGUAAUUCUAGGUUGGAACCUUCGUUUUUUACAAGGAAGAACAAACCCUACUGAGUAUGACGUUGCCCUUGAGUUUCUUGAUCCUGGUGGCCCAAUGAUGAAGCUGGUUUACAAGCUCCAGGCUGAAGAGUACAGAUAUGAUUUCCCUGUGUCUUAUCUUCCGGGCCCAGUGAAAGUUUCAAUACAAGAGCGGAUUUUACCUGAAUGUUCUCUGUACCAUAACAAAGUUCGGUUUCCUUCAUCUGGAGGCCUGGGUUUAAACUUGGCCCUUAAUCCAUUUGAAUACUGUAUGUUCUAUUUUGCAAUAAGCCUUAUCACACAGAGGAACAUCCCCACUACCUGUCAUGUAAGCACUUCAAACAGUGCUUACUUUAUUCUAGUGGACAGGUACUUGAAGUGGUUCCUGCCCACAGAAGGAAGUGUCCUUCCACCUCCUUCCACUGAUCCUGGGGGUGUCCCAUCACCUGCUCCAAGAUCUCCUGCGAUGCCUUUCACCUCCUAUGGGAUGCAUCCCACAAGCCUUCUGAAAAGGCAUGUUGCUCAUCAGCCUUCAGUGAAUGCAGACCCUGCUUCCCAAGAGAUCUGGAGAUCAGAAACCUUGCUUCAGAUCUUUGUUGAAAUGUGGCUUCAUCAUUACUCCCUGGACAUGUACCAGAAAAUGCAGUCUCCUCACAUCAAGCUGGAGGUUCUGCACUACCGGCUCAGUAUGUCCAGUAUUCACCACAGUAGUCCUGCCCAAUCCAGCUACCAGGCCCUCCAUACAUAUCAAGAGUCGUUUAAACCCACUGAGGAGCACGUGUUGGUGAUUCGGUUGCUUGUGAAGCACCUACAUGCUUUCAGCAACAGCCUGAAGCCAGAGCCAGUUUCUCCUUCAGCCCAUUCGCACACAGCCAGCCCUUUGGCAGAAUUCAAGAGGAUUGUGAUUCCCCGGUUCGUUCAGCAGAAGCUCUACGUCUUUCUGCAGCACUGCUUUGGCCACUGGCCUCUGGAUGCCUCUUUUAGAGCUGUUCUGGAGAUGUGGUUAAGCUAUUUGCAGCCUUGGAGAUAUGCCCCUGAGAAACCACUUCUGAGUGCAGAGUCUCAGCCUCGCAGAGUGUCAGAGAAAUGGGCUCCCUUUGUUCAGGAGAACCUGCUGAUGUAUACCAAGCUCUUCGUUGGCUUCUUGAAUCGAGCUCUUCGCACAGAUUUGGUCAGUCCUAAGAAUGCCCUCAUGGUGUUCAGAGUAGCCAAGGUCUUUGCUCAGCCCAACCUUGCUGAAAUGAUCCAGAAAGGAGAGCAGCUGUUUCUGGAAACAGACCUUGUUGUUCCUCCACGCCAGCACCGUCUCUUUGUAAGCCCCUCUUUUGGAGGGAGCUUUUUGUCAUCCCGAACUCCAACCACCACAGACAUUUCAUUUAAAGUGAAGAGUCAUGUUUAUAGCCUGGAAGGGCAAGACUUCCAGUACAAGCAGAUGUUUGGACCAGAAGUCAGGAAUCUCGUGUUAAGACUAGCCCAGCUGAUCGGUCAGGCCCAGCAGACAGCCAAAUCCAUAUCGGACCACUCCACUGAGGUCACAACUAGCCAGUCCUUCCUUUCUUGGUUCUGGUUUGGCCCAUCUGAUUUGAAUGGGUCCUACACAGGCAAUGACAUGGAUGAAAUUGGGCAAGACAGCAUCAAGAAAACAGAUGAAUACUUGGAAAAGGCCCUGGAAUACUUAUGCCAGAUAUUUCGGUUGAAUGAAGCUCAGCUAAGCCAACUGAUGCUGAAUUGGGGAGCGGCUCAAGAUGAGAAUGGAAAGAAACAGCUUCCAGACUGCAUUGAGAGUGAAGAUGGGUUAAUUCUGACACCACUUGGCAGGUAUCAGAUCAUCAAUGGACUUCGCAGGUUUCCAGUGGAAUAUCAAGGAGAUCCUGAGCUCCAGCCCAUCAGAAGUUAUGAAAAUCCCACUCUUGUGCGACUGCUGUUUCAGCUGUCCUCCGCAAUCAACAGACGAUUUGCAGGCUCAAUGGAUACUCUCUGUGCUAAGGAAGGCUUUCUUGGCAGCUUCUGCCGCUAUCAUCUUUGCACUCCCUCCCUAGUAGAGAUGGCCAGACGCAGCCCCCUGAGCAAACAGAAGCUAGGACAGAUUCAACAACCAAGAGUCAGUCUGAGAUUUCUGGCGAGCUACAGGACUCUCCUUUCCUUGCUUCUGACAUACUUCAUUGCUUCGUGGUUCUGCAUUGGUCCAGUGACCAGUACUUUUCUACUUUUCAUUGGAUAUCUUUUUUAUGCAGUAGUGAUGGCUUUCUUCACUGAAAAGCGGAGGCCUCGUCAAUCUUGA